UAUAUAUUGUCCAUUGUGUUCAGUCAGGCCAGGACAAGAGUUUAGCUACACCACGGCCGCAAGCAAAACCCCACACUGAACUGAAGAGAAGCCAGACAAGAGGGGACACAACACCCGACACUGAAGUGAAGAGAAGCCAGACAAGAGGGGACACAAAACCCCACACUGAAGUGAAGAGAAGCCAGACAAGAGGGGACACAAACCCCCACACUGAACUGAAGAGAAGCCAGACAAGAGGGGACACAAACCCCCACACUGAAGUGAAGAGAAGCCAGACAACAGGGGACACAAACCCCCACACUGAAGUGAAGAGAAGGCCACACCACAGGCUCAGAGAUGGGUGACCCAAUCCAGUUAAAAGAUGAGGGGAAUAAAUGCUUCCAGGCUGGUGAAGUUGACAAGGCCAUUGAAUGUUACACCAACGCCAUGAAGACCUGCAAGGACAAGAAUGUGCUAGCUGUCCUCCACCGGAACAGAUCAGCCUGCUACCUGAAACAGGAGAAUUAUGUGAAGGCUGCUUCAGAUGCUUCCAGAGCCAUCGACGUGGACGCCUCAGACCUCAAAGCCCUGUACCGGAGGUGCCUGGCCCUGGAGAGGCUGGGGAAGCUGGACAUGGCCUUCAAAGACGUGCAGAGAUGUGCCACCAUCGAGCCCAAGAACAAGACCUUCCUGGAGACUCUGAGGAGGCUGGGAGCUGAGAUCCAGCAGAAGCUGAAGACAACAUUUUCCACAGACUCAAGGGUUCAAAGCAUGUUUGAAAUCUUGCUCGAUGACGAGAUGGAUAAAGACAAGAAAGAAAAGGCUGCCAAUAAUCUGAUAGUUCUGGCCCGGGAGGACGCGGGGUCAGAGAGAAUCUUCCAGAACAACGGCGUGCCGCUGCUGCAGCAGCUCAUCGAGACGGGAAAGCCAGCGAUGAUCCUGGCAGCCAUCCGCACCCUGUCUGGAAUGUGCACAGGUCACAGAGCACGGGCCACAGCCAUCAUCCACCUGAUCGGAAUCGAUAAACUGUGCAGCAUCAUGGCCGUGGACAACGAAGAGAUCGCCCUGGCAACCUGCAACCUCUUCCAAUGCACCUACGACUCCCUCUCCGGGAGUGACAAGAGGCUGUACGGAAAAGAGGAGGCACUCGUCCUGGACUCAAGUCGCGACCUGAAGACCAUCCUGCUGGCUCUGCUGGAGAUGAUCAGCAGUAAGAAGGUGUCGGGACACGGGCGGGACCAGGCCCUCAACCUGCUGACCAAGAACGUGCCUAGAAAGGACAAGAGGGAGUCCGACCACUCCAAGACCCUCUUUACCAUCGACCAUGGCCUGAAGAAGAUCCUGAAGGUGUGUGGUCAGGUCCCUGACCUGCCUGACCAGCUGCCUCUGACCGAGAACACCCAGCUCAUCGCCAGUGUGCUGCUCAACAAACUGUACGACGACCUUCGCUGUGACCCCGAGCGAGACAACUACAGGGACAUCUGCGACGAGUACAUCAAGGGGAAGUUUGACCCCAACGACAUGGACAAGAACAUCCACGCUAUCAAUGCGCUGUCGGGGCUGCUGCAGGGGCCCUUCGACGUGGGCAACGCGCUGGCCGGGCACCAGGGCGUUAUGGAAAUGAUGGUGGCUCUGUGCGGCUCCGAGCGGGAGGUGGACCAAAUAGUGGCUGUGGAGGCGCUCAUCCACGCCUCCACCAAGAUGAGCCGCGCCUCCUUCAUCAUCACCAACGGCGUCUCCCUGCUCAAGGACAUCUACAAAAAAACCAAGAACGAAAAAAUCAAGAUCCGAGCGCUGGUGGGCCUGUGUAAACUGGGCUCUGCGGGGGGAGAUGACUACAGCAUGCGGCAGUUUGCAGAGGGCUCCACGGAGAAACUUGCUAAACAGUGCAGAAAGUGGCUGUGCAACCCAAACAUCGACGUGCGGACCAGGAAGUGGGCGGUGGAGGGCCUGGCCUACCUGACCAACGACGCGGAUGUGAAGGACGACUUUGUCGAGGACGAGCCCGCCCUGAGGGCCAUGUUUGAGCUGUCAAAGUCGCCUGACAAGACCAUCCUAUAUGCAGUGGCAUGUACACUGGUCAACUGCACCAACAGCUACGAAAAGAAGGAGAUCAUUCCGGAACUUGUUCAACUGGCAAAGUUUUCCAAGCAGCAUGUUCCUGAACAGCACCCUAAGGACAAGAAGGACUUCAUCCAGAGCAGGGUGAAGCGACUGCUCAAGGCUGGGGUCAUCUCCGCACUCACCUGCAUGGUCAAAGCGGACAACUCCGUCCUCACCGACCAGACCAAGGAGAUGCUUGCUAGGGUGUUUCUAGCCUUGGCAGACGACACUAAGGACAGGGGGACCAUUGUUGCUCAAGGAGGUGGUAAAGCACUCAUUCCUCUGGCACUGGAAGGGACAGAGGCCGGCAAAAUCCGAGCCUCCCACGUCUUGGCCAAAAUCGCCGCCGUUUCCAACCCUGAAAUGGCCUUCCCUGGAGAAAGGAUUUAUGAAGUGGUUCGCCCGCUCGUCAGUUUGCUUCACCCCGACAGAGAUGGUAUACAGAACUACGAGGCUCUCAUGAGCCUCACUAACCUGGCUGGACUGAAUGACAAACUGAGGGUGAAGAUUUUGAAGGAGAAGGCUCUGCCGGAUAUAGAGAACUACAUGUUUGAGGAGCACGACCAGAUCCGACAGGCAGCCACGGAGUGCAUGUGCAACCUGGUGGUGUGCAAAGAGGUUCAGGAGAGGUACAUGGAGGACGGCAACGACAAGCUGAAACUGCUGGUUCUCCUGUGCAGCGAGGACGACGACAAGCUCCAGAGGGCUGCAGCUGGAGCCCUCGCCAUGCUCACCGCCGCCCAGAAGAAGCUCUGCACCAAGAUCACCCUGGUGACAGUCCAGUGGCUGGAGAUCCUGCAAAGGCUGUGUCUCCAUGACAACAUUCAGAUCCAGCACAGGGGCCUGGUCAUUGUGUACAACAUGAUGAACGCUGACCCGGAGCUGGCCAAAAAGUUGAUCGAGAGUGAGAUUCUGGAGAUCCUGACGGUGAUCGGUAAGCAGGAGGACAGCCCGAAGCGGCAGGAGGUCAUAGAUGUCGCCCGCUCCUGUCUGACCACCGCCAUGGACCUUGGUAUCAUCAAGCCAUUCAGCUAAAAUGGAGGCGUCUCUGAAACCAGCAGCCGCCUCACUCCUGGAAUGUACCACAACUCGGCUGCCUAUCAAAUUGAUCCCCCGUGGUUAGACCACAAAGCCCGUUAUCUCCACUGGAAAUUGGCCCGCUUAAAAACAGGAAGUGUAAUGGAUCUGGACUGACUGAAUGUUUUUAUAGGUGAAGUCAAAUAUGGGUCUUUUGCAACUCACAAAUCCAUAAGACAUGCGAUAAGCUCUCAAAUGUAUUUACUUUUAUUUUUUUCCUUUUCUAUCUUAUUUGUUAGGAAGGCCUUUGAAUAGUUGAAAAAAAAUAUGCUAUUGUUCUGUGUGUUGGAUACUAUUUAAAGACAUUUUUGUUUCUCAUUC
This is a messenger RNA of Conger conger (European conger), 3480 nucleotides long. RefSeq names its product unc-45 myosin chaperone B (gene unc45b). Gene Ontology annotation, molecular function: Hsp90 protein binding. Bases 337 to 3117 code for a protein of 926 amino acids. The record is from RefSeq and is a predicted model, not a curated record. Lineage: Eukaryota; Metazoa; Chordata; Actinopteri; Anguilliformes; Congridae. The transcript has 20 exons.